Messenger RNA from Meloidogyne enterolobii, 3444 nucleotides. NCBI's taxonomy places the organism in Eukaryota, Metazoa, Nematoda, Chromadorea, Rhabditida, Meloidogynidae. The record is from the annotation of a GenBank genome assembly.
GGAAUUUGUCUUUGUCCUGAUGGAUAUUUUGGUGACAAAUGUGAUUUGCCUUGUCCUGAUUGGACAUAUGGAAAGAACUGCCAAAUGUCUUGUCGUUGUUCUCGUGAGGGAACUCAAAAAUGUGAUACAAAAACUGGUUCUUGUCAGUGCCUUCCUGGUUUCCAAGGUAUUUAUUGCCAUCAAAGAUGUCAUUUUGGAUUUUUUGGGGAUAAUUGUUCUCAAGAAUGUAAUAUGUGUCCUCGAAGAAAUUGUGAUUCAAAAAAUGGUGUUUGCUUAGAUUCUGAAUUUGAAAUUGUUUCAAAAUGUCAACCGGGCUAUUUUGGUGAAAAUUGUGAAAAAGUUUGUCCAAUUGGAAAAUAUGGAAAUAAUUGUUCUCUGGAUUGUAAAUGUUUUGAUAAUGAGGAAAAUCUUUGUCAUCCCGUCAGUGGUAUUUGUUUACAAAUAAAUUGUCCUGAUGGAAAAUAUGGACCCAAUUGCAAUUUUGAUUGUUUGUGUGAAAAUGGAGCAACUAGAUGUGAAUCUUUAAAUGGAACAUGUUUUUGUAAAGAUGGUUUUUAUGGGCCUAAAUGUAGUGAAAAAUGCCCACCAGGCCGUUUUGGUCAAAAUUGUAAAAAUAUUUGUGAAUGUCAAAAUGGCGCACAUUGUGAUUCUAAUGAUGGAAGUUGUUUAUGUCCAGCAGGCUUUCAUGGCAAAUUUUGUGAACAUCUCUGUCCUCGUGGUACUUUUGGUAUUAAUUGUAUGGAAAUUUGCGAUUGUGAAGUUUCAAUGAAUAGUUCAAGUCAUUUGGAAUACAAAAUGGAAGAAGGGCAUCAAUAUGAACAACAACAGCAAUCAUCUCUACUUCAUCUAGGCACAGAUAAUUGUAAUCCAAUUGAUGGUGACUGUAUUUGCCCGCCUGGUUUUUAUGGGAAACGUUGUGAACAAGAAUGCCCAAAUGACAAAUUUGGCAUUCAAUGUACUGGUACUUGUGCUUGCCAAAACGGGGCUACGUGUAAUUCAGCAACAGGAGAAUGUAAAUGUGCACCGGGAUGGUGGGGUGAACAUUGCGAGCGUACAUGUCCUUCUGGAACUUUUGGUGAAAAAUGUGGGAAUAAAUGCAAUUGUGGUGUAGAAGGAGGAGACAGAGGAGAUGUUGAUGAUAUAAGAUGUCACCAUGUAACAGGAGAGUGUCAAUGUCCUCCAGGAUUGACUGGCCAAUUAUGCAAUGAAAGUUGUCCUUUGGGAAGAUGGGGACCUGGAUGUUCUGAACUGUGUAAUUGCUCAUCAAAUGGAGGAGGAGGAAAAUGUAAUCCUGUUACUGGUUUUUGUGAGUGCUCUGCUGGAUGGAUGGGACGAAAUUGUGAAUUUGAAUGCCCUUCUGAUUUGUAUGGGCCAAAUUGUCUUGAACAUUGUCUUUGUGCAAACGGAGGAAAAUGUAAUUCUCAAACUGGAGAGUGCUCAUGUACUUCUGGAUGGACUGGAAAAGGAUGCGAAUUUCCCUGCCCUUUUGGUCUUUUUGGUACUGGUUGCAAUGAUAAAUGUGAUUGUAAAAAUGGUGCAAGUUGUAAUCAUACAAAUGGAGAGUGUUUUUGUUUACCUGGAUGGACUGGAAGAAGAUGUGACAAACAAUGUGAAGAAGGUACUUUUGGUUCAAAUUGUUCCCAAACUUGUCAGUGUCAAAACGGUGGAGUUUGUAAUCAUAUAAGUGGUCACUGUCAAUGUGCACCUGGAUGGAGAGGGAAAAAGUGCAACAAAGCCUGUACAAAAGGAUUUUAUGGCCAAGAUUGUGCACAAUUGUGUAAAUGUCCAGGCUUGGAAGCUUCUUGUGACCAUGUAACUGGACAAUGUGAAUGCCCUUCAGGAUUUAAAGGUCUUCAAUGUGUCGAGAAAUGCCCUCCUGGUACCUUUGGAGUAGAAUGUUCCCAAAAAUGCAAUUGCAAAUUACCAAACCAAGAAUGUGAUCCUUUCAAUGGAAAAUGUUUUUGUAAAGCUGGAUAUUAUUCUGAUGAUGUUCAAUGUGAACAGAGUUGUGUUCAAGGACUUUUUGGCAUUGGAUGUUCAGAAAAAUGUGACUGUCAAAAUGGUGCAAAUUGUAAUAUAGAGACUGGAGAGUGUUUAUGCCCACCUGGCUUUAUUGGUCCUCAUUGUGAAUUUUCUUGUCCAGAAAAUCGUUAUGGACCUAGUUGUUCAAAUUUUUGUGUGUGCCAAAACGGAGGGAAAUGUGACCAAAAAAGUGGAGAAUGCUUUUGUCUACCAGGCUUUACAGGAAGUAAAUGUUCUGAAUUAUGCCCUCCUGGCCGGUUUGGACAUAAAUGUAGGGAUAAAUGUCAAUGUGCUGAUGGGUCUAAAUGUGAUCCAAUAAAUGGAAAUUGUUUUUGUAGGCCUGGCUUUAUGGGACCGACAUGUCUUGUUGAAUGCCCUCAAGGACAUUAUGGGUUUAAUUGUUCACUUGAGUGUGACUGCAAUGGAGCUAGUUGUAAUCCUUCAAGUGGUUGUUGUAAUUGUCCAUCGGGACGGCAUGGUUCAAGAUGCCAAUUUGAAUGCCCUCAAGGAAGAUUUGGUUUACACUGUUCUCAAACCUGUUUGUGUCAAAAUGGAGCUAAUUGUAAUAUUUUAACGGGAGAAUGUUUAUGUCCACCAGGAUUUUCUGGAGAAAAGUGCGAGAAUCAUUGUCCUUUUGGUUUUUAUGGUCCUUUAUGUUCUUUAUCCUGUGAAUGUGCUGGGUAUGGAUGUAAUCCAAUUACUGGAGAGUGUAUCUGCCCUAUGGGGAAAUUUGGAAAGGAAUGCUUGGAAGACUGUCCAGAAGGCCAAUUUGGCCAGAAUUGUAACCAACAAUGUGAAUGCUAUAAUGGAGCAAGGUGUAACCCAAUAGAUGGAAAAUGUCAGUGUUUACCUGGAUAUUUGGGUCCAAAUUGUAAAUUGGAAUUGAGAGAUCCUGAAAGAAUGGCAAAAAGAGGAGAUUUGCCUGAUUUUGAUGAAAUUAUUAGAAGGCGUAAAAGGGCAAAAAAUUAAUUUAAAUUUAAAAAAAAUUUUUUUGAAAUUUUUUCUUUUCUUUUUUGUUUUUACCCCCGUGACUGUUGAAGUCAUUUUAUUAUUAUUUUUUAAUAAAUAAAUAUUUAAAUUAAUUUUUUAAAAAUCAAUUUACGAAUUUUCGUUUUUAUAUUUGCUAUAUUUUAUUUUUUCUUCAUUUCUAGUGUGCAAAAUUAAUGUUUGGCUCUACUUUAGGGAAUGUGUUUCCUUGGUCGAAAAGAGAGAAGAACAAGAAGUUGAACAGUCUUUUUACUAAUGUCAUUAAAAAGCCUCUUAAGUUGGACACAACAACGGUACUUUCGUACAUGUCACUGAUCUUUCUGGACGCGAAACUAUUGUGAAAAUUACUGGUGGAAUGCGUGUAAAAGCUGACAAGGAUGAAGCGAGUCCAUACGCGGUGAUGCUUGCUGUUCAGGAUGUUGCACAUCGUGUUCG